Molecule: messenger RNA, 948 nt
Organism: Botrytis deweyae
Lineage: Eukaryota; Fungi; Ascomycota; Leotiomycetes; Helotiales; Sclerotiniaceae
Exons: 4
Coding region: 1-948 (315 amino acids)
Source: RefSeq, a predicted model, not a curated record
AUGUAUCGGCUCUUUCCAUACCUUCUCGCCUGCAGUUUAGCUCCAUUGGCUGGAUCUGCAUGGGCUUCCUUGAAUCACUUUCCAUACAUUAACGAAAGUGAUGAUUUUGUAAUGGUGGCCAAGGUCAAUACCACACAAGAGUGGAAGAAUUAUACCUCUUCCAAGCCUGGCUAUUGGGAUAACGGCUAUAAACACGAAAAAGAGAUAUAUUCGGACUCAGAACUGAAAAAACUGUUCAAAGUAACACUAUCGGCUAUUCAGAAAGCAACUGAAACCAAACUCAAUAGACCGAUUGAAGUACUCGGUAUUACGUAUCAUGAUGUUAUGAUUGGAGAUCUCAACAAUCUACUAGACGUCGCAAUCGAGCUUUUGCCUGGCAUGAAAGACGGCUCGCAAUUACGAAAUUAUCUCCAUAGCAUGAGAUUAGGAUAUCGCCUCAAUACUGCAGAAGCCCUUGGAUACCCAGCAGGAACUGACAUUGACCAAGAGUCCAAUCUCCUGUUACAUUUCGACUAUCAAGAUAGUCGUCUUGAGGUCUCAAUAACUGAUGGAGGGACGAAAAUAAGUUUGGUGGAACAAAGGUUCAAAAUUCCCGACUUUGGAGGUGUGGGACAGAUUGCUUCUCUCGAGAAACUUGAACACCUUGCAGCCCGUCUGAAAUACUUUGUUAAAAUAGCACUCUCAGAUUCUCAGCCACCAGAGCUCACAGAGUUCAGACGCAUCAUCUUCAGUGGCAACGCGCCCGCAUCGGAAUUUCAAAAAAUUCGCGAGACAAUCAUAAAAGUUAUCCCAGAUUUUACUGAUAGAUUCAGCGAGGGUAUCGACCCGGCGUGGGUCAGUGCAGUAGGGGCGGCAAGAAGAGCAAAGGAAUAUAUGUUGAACCCACCGAAUUGGGACUAUGAGUUCCAGGAGCAAGUCUAUGGGGACGAGUCGCAUGAUGAGCUAUGA